CAACUUAUAACUCAUAUGGCGUGAGUUAAAUGAGUUAUGAGUUAAAUGAGCGCUGUUCGUUGAUUUGUAUUGUAGAGAUGAGAUUCCAGACACUCUGCCUGCGCCUGUGAUAAGCCGCGACUUUGGCCUCUGCAACACUUUCACCGACACGGGAGAUCUAGAAGCGCUGCGACACAUUCGAAUGUCUCAAAGUCAUCUCUCCCAGCUUCUCACAACGAUAAAACCAUCCUGUCGCCACUCACAAAUCUCGACUUCACCAUCGAUAAUGGAGAUGAGAUCAGACCCCAAAAGUCACACUUGGACUUCCAGUGCCGUCGGCAAAAUCAUAACCACAACCCACAACAUGAUUGAAUGUCGCGCCGGAGGCAACUUCCAAGCUCUGAUACACGAAGAACUACUAUGUUACUUCUCGCCCUACUAUACCGCUGCCUUCAAAGGCGGCUUCUCGGAAUCCAAUCAAGGCAGCACCUCUUUCGAAUUGACAGAACUACAAGCAAAGCUCCUGGUCACAUGGCUCUACUCCGGAUGUAUUGAAGACGACAUCAACUACUCGGAUGUGCUCGACCUCUACAUCUUUGCCGAUAUGACGGAUAUCACUGCAUUGCGUAGAGACAUCAUGGAUCAUCUCUUCAAACGAGGUCUAAAAUGGCAGGUUUUCGACGAAGAAAGUGUGCCGGAGCAUUUCACAACGCUCCCUCCUAGUUCCGGUCUUGUGCGUUGGAUGGUUGAUAACUUCGCACAAUGCUGGGCGAGGCUUUUCGGUAGCUAUGAUUCCUACUUGAAACCACGUAUAGCAGCCUUCGAGGUUUCUGGAGAGUUCUUCGACCAAGUCAGGGCCGCCUACUGCAGAGAUUGGACUGAAGUUAGCGAAUGUCACUUCAAAACCCCUUGCCAUUAUCACGAACAUGAGACAGUCGAGGAAUGGCGAAAGUGUGCUGGCGAAUCGUUCGAGAUGGCCGACAAAGCUUACCUCGGAGGUACCACUGCCGCUGGCCCUCCGAUUAAAGACAGAUAUGUGGUUUACGACUAUUGCAAAGACUUCGAGGGUAAUUGGCAGAAGAUCUGGAUGACUGGCAAUAAGACAAUCUGCGAGGAGACUGAUACUGAGUCAGAUUAUUGAAGUGUCGUCGUUGUGGAGAGCGAUAUGGAUGAUCUGAGACAUGCUUUGCAUACCGUGGGACUACGUCGGGUCAAGAGCUUCAUGAGAAUUUCCGGGCUUACAAAGAUGCAAAUCGCAACAGCAGACUGGCUGUGACAAGACACAAAGAUGUUCAAAUUCACGAACAAUCCUUUGAGAGUCCAUAUUUUAGCACUUCGAUGAACUCAAGACAAUCCCUGGAAGAUUUGUGCUUUUUGACAACAGAAAGACUUCUGUGUCCCUGGACAGCCAUU
Molecule: messenger RNA, 1392 nt
Organism: Aureobasidium pullulans EXF-150
Lineage: Eukaryota; Fungi; Ascomycota; Dothideomycetes; Dothideales; Saccotheciaceae
Exons: 4
Coding region: 266-1120 (284 amino acids)
Source: RefSeq, a predicted model, not a curated record